AUAUGUUCUGUUGAGACGAAGUACUAUCUACAGUGCGUUCCCUGAUAUGCUCAGUGUUCACACGGUCUCGUCAAAAUUGCAAAUAGAUGUUAUCACUUCAUAGAUCUGUGUACUGUAGAAGUAUUCGUAAAAAUUUGAUGCUGGAAGACGAUGCGAAGAGUUACAGACUUACGCCGUUCAUUAUCACAUUCUCUGAUGCCGGCUUAACAUCCAUUGACAUGGAGAAUUUCAUUGAAAUGGGAUUACGUAUCAUUAGAUUCACAAUGUCGAAGUUAACUCACAACGACAAGAUUACAUUAUUAGCGAAGUUUCGAGAAGCAUGUAAAGUGUACUGCUCCAAAUAUGGCGUGGACAAUUGGCCAAUUGCGAUUUCUAUCGAUGUUCCUAACGCGUGUAUUAAAACUGGCAGUUUAAAUAAUGAAUUAGGAGUGGAUGAAAUAAUAUUGGAAGAUAAUAGUAUGAUAAAUGUAACAUGCAAUAAGAAAUAUUGGAACAAAUGCAGUAAAGACAUAAUAUUUAUGGAUGACCCAUUUACCUUCCCAUCAAUAAAACUCGGAACCGAAAUAACGUUAGGCUGUGGCAAAGUGGUUAUGUUUUGUAUUCAAAUAAUUAAUAAGGAAACGAUUAAAUGUAAAAUUGUCCAAGGAGGUCGGUUAAGUGAAUUGGAAGCAUUUUGUGUGCGAGGUGUCAGGCAUGUAAAACCACCAUUAUCUAAUUACGAUCUGAAGAUGAUUGAUUUUGCCAAAGAACACAAACUUGACAUCAUCAUUAUGAAUUCAGUUCGAUAUCCAAUAACUUUAACUCGAGUCAGGAAAUUAUUUAAGAACCACCGAGUGCCGCAUAUUAUCAGUACUAUAUGCGAACAGGAAGGCUUGGACAACAUUGACGAUAUUAUAGAGAUGUCUGAUGGAAUAAUAUUAGCAAGGGAAUUUUUAGCCUAUGAAAUUGUUAACCAGUAUCGAAUGGUUGCUAUACAAAAGCAAAUUAGUGGAAAAUGUAAACUGAGGGGGAAACCAUUCUUUGUUUCUGGCAACAUUUUAGAGGAAAGUCUAAAGAAAGGUAUAAUAACGGAUCGCGACCUAUACGAUAUCACGAACACUGCUAUGGAUAACACUGGCUUUAUAUUAAAGGAACUUCAUGAUCCUUCGCAUUUAUUAGUUGCUAUGGAUAUUUUGGAUUCAGUUUGUAGAUCAGUGGAAUCUACUAACAGAGAUGCGGAUUUUUGGAGAAUUUUAGACGAGCUGAAGAUGCCAGUGAAUGCUGCAGAGGCCUGUUGUCAGGCUUGUGCUCUAGUGGCGAGACAGACCAAGUCUAAAGUGAUCAUCGUACCAACAGUAAGCGGGAAGACCGCGCGAUGCUUGUCACACAUCGCGCCAGAAGUCACCAUAUUCACGAUAACAUCAAAUCCCGCUACUGCAAGAAAAUUACAACUAUACAGAGGAAUUUUGUCUAUUAUUUAUAAUGCAAAUAAAGAUCAAAGUUUCGAAGAGGCAAUGGGGGAUCGUGUCAACUUUGCUGUGUGUUACUGCAUUACUCGUAACAUGUUAAAUUACAAAGAUACGUAUGUUGUAUUAAGAAGAUCUACAAUGUAUUGCGCCUACCCGGACAAUCUGAGUGUGGGUACAGUCAAUACAAAAUCACAUACAGUUUUACAAUGUCCUUCUGCAAAAGUUAUCACUUCAUUACUUUAAGUAAUAAAAACGACAAUCAUUUUGGUUAUGGUACCUGUAUGAGUUAUAAUUUGGUUAAAAAACUAUAGGUUUUGAACCCGUUUA
Molecule: messenger RNA, 1775 nt
Organism: Papilio polytes (common Mormon)
Lineage: Eukaryota; Metazoa; Arthropoda; Insecta; Lepidoptera; Papilionidae
Product: pyruvate kinase-like
Exons: 9
Coding region: 87-1691 (534 amino acids)
Biological process (GO): glycolytic process
Cellular component (GO): cytoplasm
Molecular function (GO): potassium ion binding; magnesium ion binding; pyruvate kinase activity
Source: RefSeq, a predicted model, not a curated record